GGAGUGUGCUGGUUCGCCUCCGUUAAAAAAAAGGAAAGUGACCCACGCACCAGGGUACGUAAACCCCUUUUUCAACGUUUCGUCUUUCCGCCAGGAAAGAAGAAAGGCCGGAACAUCUGACACAGGCCUUGCUUCACCACCGGGCAGCUGUCGCUGUGACGCCGGGCGGUUAAGGAAGGAUUUCCACUGCGCGCAGAAGCCGGAGCGCGUCCUUUCUGGUCGGCGGAGGGCGCUAAGGGAGGACCAUGUUGCUGGUACUGUCGGAGGAGCACAAGGAGCACCUGGGGUUCCUUCCCCAGGUAGAGAGCUCAGUUGUCAGUGAAUUUGGUCGUAUAGCUAUGGAAUUCUUAAGAAAAGGCACAAAUCCAAAAAUCUAUGAAGGAGCAGCAAGAAAACUCAAUGUUACUAGUGACACAAUUCAGCAUGGAGUAGAGGGAUUAACAUACCUUCUCACUGAAAGCUCAAAGCUCAUGAUAUCUGAGAUAGAUUUCCAAGACUCUAUACUUGUACUAGGAUUCUCUGAAGAACUGAAUACUUUAUUACUUCAGCUAUAUAUUGACAACAGGAAGGAAAUUAGAAGUAUUUUGUCUGAACUAGCACCAAAACCACCUAGUUAUCACAGUCUUGAAUGGAGACUAGAUGUGCAGCUUGCCAGCAGAAGUCUGAGACAACAAAUUAAGCCAAUGGUGACUGUAAAACUGCACCUCAACCAGAACGGAAGUCAGAUUACCAAAAUAUUACAAACUGACCCUGCUACACUGCUGCAUCUGAUUCAACAACUGGAACAAGCUUUGGGAGAAAUGAAAACAAAUCACUGUAGACGAAUUGUGCGCAAUAUCAAAUAGCUGUUGGUCAUCUCUGUAAACUUACAGAAUUAUGAAGAUCAGUGUGGCAGGACAAAACAAUGUUUUGGAACUAAUCAAAACAUUUCCUUCAGCCAGGAUCAUGAAACAGUGCUGGCAGAAUGGAUUUAGUUGGGUGCUAAUCUUAUAAUACUGCAAGAUGCAAGUUAGAGUAAUUGUUAUCAGUUUCAGUGGACAUAAAUAAAUAAAUUGAGCACGUGAAUGCUCCUUUUUUAAGUUCACCAGCCUUUUGCAUAACAUACUGCAGUGUGUACAGUAUUAUGUUAUGGUAUUACGAUGCUGUUUUGUUAUAUUGACCAAACAUUUUUCUUUCUUUAACUAUUUUCUCAUCUGUAAGAAUAAGGAAACACAUAAAAUAAUAUUUUAUCUGUC
Messenger RNA from Pogona vitticeps (central bearded dragon), 1235 nucleotides. RefSeq names its product COMM domain containing 2 (gene COMMD2). The record is from RefSeq and is a predicted model, not a curated record. Lineage: Eukaryota; Metazoa; Chordata; Lepidosauria; Squamata; Agamidae.